CCAUUUCUGACAAAACCUUUCUACUGUUAUCUCUUCCACUCCUCUCUUCCUCCUCCCUUCUCUCACAAACUGCAACACCUUCUUUUGAGCAUAUUAUUGUCUUAUUAAAUCUGAUCUACAGCCAUUUCCUUUUUUCUAGUCUAAUCCAUGGCUGCUUUUGUAGUUCUAUUGCUGGUUUUAGCCAUGACUGGCCAUUCAAGUGGCACAUGGUGUGUGUGCAAGAUUGGAGGUGGUGACUCAGUCCUUCAGAAAACAUUGGACUAUGCUUGUGGAGCUGGGGCUGACUGUAACCCUACCCAUCAAAAUGGUCCUUGUUUCAACCCCAACACUGUGAAGGCACAUUGUGAUUAUGCUGUUAACAGCUAUUUCCAGAAGAAAGGGCAGGCCCAAGGAUCCUGUGAUUUUGGUGGUACUGCUAUGGUUUCCACAUCUGACCCUAGCACACAAGCCUGUUCUUACCCUUCUAGUGCUAGUUCUGUGAAUACCGGCACGACAGGCGUCCCGGUAGCUACAAACACCCCAGGUACCUCCACCACACCAGGAACCACAACCCCUUUUGGUGCAACCCCAUCUAGUGGAGGAGUGUUAGGAGGGGUUGGUACUAACACCGGCGUAGGUCCAUCAGGAGCUGGUAUCAACACGGACGAGAGUCACGGCGGGCUUAAACUUGAAUACUCUGCUAUGUUCUCUUCCUCUCUAGCCAUCUUGGUUUCAGGGUUGAUGCUUUUGUUGGGUUUAAGAGAGGGUCGAUCAUAGGGAAUAUCUCUGCUGGUUUUGCUGUUUUAUUAGUUAGUAGAACUAUUGCUGCAUAUUAUUAUUAUAUAUCGGAUCAGAUGUAAGAGAACAGCUGUGUAUUAUCAGUAAUCUGUAAGAAUUUGAUGCUGCAAGACUUUGUUUACUGUUGUUUUGU
Molecule: messenger RNA, 910 nt
Organism: Tripterygium wilfordii
Lineage: Eukaryota; Viridiplantae; Streptophyta; Magnoliopsida; Celastrales; Celastraceae
Product: PLASMODESMATA CALLOSE-BINDING PROTEIN 3-like
Exons: 4
Coding region: 148-756 (202 amino acids)
Source: RefSeq, a predicted model, not a curated record